GGGAAAAGUGGUGCUGCUGGACUUCUUUACCUACUGCUGCAUCAACUGCAUGCACAUCCUGCCGGACCUUCACCACCUAGAGCAGAAGCACUCAGUCCAAGGGUCGCGGGCGUGCUGGAGCCUAUCCCAGCUGUCAUCGGGCAGGAGGCGGGGUACACCCUGAACUGGUUGCCAGCCAAUCACAGGGAACAUUGAAACAAACAACCAUUCGCACUCACAGUCAUGCCUACGGGCAAUUUAGAGUCUCCAAUUAAUGCAUGUUUUUGGGAUGUGGGAGGAAACCGGAGUGCCCGGAGAAAACCCACGCAGGCACGGGGAGAACAUGCAAACUCCACACAGGCGGGGACGGGGAUUGAACCUCGCACCUCAGAACGAUGGAUUGGUUAUUGUUGGCGUACAUUCGGCCAAAUUCCCCAAUGAAAAGGUUCUGGACAACGUCCGCAACGCCGUGCUUCGGUACGACAUCCGCCACCCGGUAGUGAACGAUGGCGAGGCGUGUCUUUGGCACCAGCUGGAGGUCUCCUGCUGGCCCACGCAAGUGCUGGUGGGCCCACGGGGCAACCUGCUCUUCUCGCUGGUGGGCGAGGGCCACCGCGACAGGUUGGCGGUUUUUGCCGACGUCAGCCUCCGUUAUUACCGGGAGAAGAAGCUGCUGCGGCUGCACCCGGUGGGCGUCAAGCUCUACCGGGACUCCCUGCCCCCCAGCAUCCUGUCUUUUCCCGGGAAAGUCUGCAUGGAUCACGGCAGCGACAGGCUGGCCAUCGCUGACACCGGACAUCACCGGAUCCUGGUGGUGUCCUCUACUUGUCAGUUGUUACACAUCAUUGGAGGACAUGAAAGUGGAAGGCGAGACGGCUCGUUGUCUGAAGCCUCCUUCAACUCCCCUCAGGGUGUAGCCAUGAAGGGCGACGUGGUGUACGUGGCCGACACUGAGAACCACCUCAUCCGAAAGAUCGACCUGUCGGAGGGGCGGGUGAGCACACUGGCCGGCCUCGGUGUCCAGGGUACCGACAAAGCCGGCGGUGCGAUGGGAGAUCAGCAGCCAAUCAGCUCUCCUUGGGACGUAGCGCUUGGCUCAGCCGGUGGCGUUGAGGACAAUGUGCUGUGGGUGGCCAUGGCAGGAACCCAUCAGAUUUGGGCUUUGUUCCUAGCAGAUGGAAAACUGCCCAAAGGAAGCGAGUCCAAGACGGGGACGUGCGUGCGAUGGGCAGGUAGCGGCAGCGAGGAGAACCGGAACAACGCCUACCCGCACAAGGCGGGCUUCGCCCAGCCCUCGGGCUUGGCCGUGGCCCCCGAGGAGCCGUGGAACUGCCUUUUCGUGGCCGACAGCGAAAGCAGCACCGUUCGCACUCUGGCGCUGAAGGACGGUGCGGUCAAGCUCCUGGUUGGCGGUGAGAGAGACCCGACGGAAAUAUUGCACUUUGUGUCCUGCCACUCUUUGAACCAGAACCUAUUUGCUUUCGGGGAUGUGGACGGGAAGGGCGUGGACGCCAAGCUGCAGCAUCCGCUCGGCGUGGCGUGGUCCCCGCAGCAAAACUUGCUCUAUGUAGCCGACUCCUACAACCACAAGAUUAAAGUGGUGGACCCCAAGACGAAGCAGUGCAGCACUCUGGCCGGAACAGGAGAAUCAGGCGACACUGUGGGUCCUGACUUCAUCACGUCCCGCUUCAAUGAGCCCGGCGGAAUCUGCGUGGGCGCCGGUGGCAAACACCUCUAUAUCGCUGACACAAACAACCACCAAGUCAAAGUACUGAACCUCCACUCCAAGAUUGUCUCACUGUUCCUUAUUUCCUCAGACUGCACAGACUCGACUCCUGCCAAAGCAAAGGGUCCCACCAAAACCCCCAAGAUUCCCCGAGGGGCCGUCAGAGUAGACAUGCCGCCAGUGUCGGUGAGUGCCGGGCAAACCCUCGUCAUGUCGCUCGCGCUGUCGCUUCCCGAAGGAGCCAAACUCACCGACGAGGCGCCGAGCUGCUGGGCCCUCUCCGCCGAAGGUGAUGAGUGGCUGCUAGAUGCUCAGGCGGUCACCGGCGCUAUCACGGAUCUGUCGAAGCCGCUGCACGUCACCGCCAAACUUCCGGAAGUUCCCAAGAAAGUACAUGCGGGCCUCACGCUGAGCGUCUGGCUGUAUUUCUGCACGGCGGCGGGAGCGACCUGCACCAUGAGAGCGGCGGCUUUCUACCAGCCUCUCCAGCUAAGUGACAUUCCUGCCACAGGGGAAGUCACUGUGACUUUGACGCAUUUCCUCUAAAAAAAAAAAAAAAAAAAUUGGAUUUGAUUUUGAAACAAUUUUUUUUCUACAAAAAAUAAUGGAAACCGAUUUCACAUGCAUAAAGCCAAUACGCUAUACAUUACAGUGCAAAAGUCAGAGGUCAACACUGGCUUUGUUUUUAUGGAGACUGCAUCCAUUUAUUUUUUAUAUGAAAAGCUAUAAUAAUAUAUAAUAUCAUCAUAAUAAUAAUAUAUUAAACUAAAGUAAUAAUAAUAAUGAUAGUAGUAGUAGUAAUAAUAAUAAUAAUACAGCUCUCAAACAGAUAUGGGAAAAUGUGUUAUGGUCCAAUAAAAGCAAGGUUGAACUUAUUCCAAAAGGUGUGAUUGGCGCAAAAACAACACUGCUUAUCACCAAAAGGAUAGUAUAGCCACAGUGACGCAUGGUGAUGGCAGCAUGAUUGCUUUUGGGCUAUUUUACGAUAGCUGGAUCUAAGGACCUGAGACAAAAUGGGGUUGGAAUUAUAAACAGUUUGAAAUAGCUGUCAAUGUUAGCAUAAAACCUUCAGGCUUCUGCUACAAAGCCAAAAAAAGAGCUAAGUUACUGUUCAGAAUUGUGUACAAAUGAAUAUCUGCUAGUUAGCAUUAGCAUCAAAGCUAACUUUAUUGUACAUAGUAACGGACCAACCGAAUACUCUCUAGUUGGCACUAGAGCUAAUGUUACUGUUCAAGGUUGAGUACAAAUGGGUAGCUCUCUAGAUAAGAUCAGCACUAAAAUGACUGUUCGGAAAUGUGUGCAAACCAAUUAGUUAUUGUUGUCAUCAGAGCUAACAUUACUGUUCAGUAUUGUGUACAACCCAACUGUUCUAGAGUUCGUGUCAGUAUCAGAGCUAACAUUACUAUUUGGAAUUUUUUACAAACAGACUGUUCUCGAUUCAGCACCAUAGCUAACGCUAUUAAGUGUUCAGUGUACGGCUCUUCAAAGGUUGCUAAUAUCGCAUUAAAUGUCGCUGAUAUCAAAGAGCAAUAAUGAAUCAACUUCUUUCAAAAUGGAACAGAAGACGUUCUUGAUCUCUGAAGGGAAUCAAAAUGUCACAAGACACUGGUAACAGGUUUGCUCCACCUCUCCCUAAAGUGCCUUGAAAAACGAUAGGCAAAUCAUUUUUUGAUUCGCUGCCAUUGAUGGCUUUUUAAUUCAAGUAUCCAUAUUCACAUAGAGGACUGGCAGUGAAUGAGUUUUAAAAAGCAAUAAGACGGCUCUAAUAAUUCAAACUAGCUUAAGUUUGCUUUUUUUGUGGGGCGGAGGGCUACUUUAUUACAAUUAAUCCCUUGACUCCCCCCCAAGACUCCCACCUUCCCCGGGCCCCUGCGUGGUAGGUGCCCUGGGUCACCGUGGGGCAAGUAAACAUUCAGGGAACACCAAACAAGAACCUUGUGGAUGUUAAAUGCUCUUCAAGCAAUUUGGCCUAAUCGCAAUGAUGGUCUCAAGGGGGACCACACGCCCUCCUGUACUCAUUGCAAGGGAAUCAUUUAUCUUCUCGUGUGACGUAAGCACCCAGGCAGUCCGGAAUAGUGGUGCCUCUGCCUCCUGAGGGAUUUCAAUAUGGGAGAAAUCUGUCUGUCAAAACAACUUUAAAAAAAAUAAAAAUAGGGAAUGCGUCAAGAGCCUAAAUCCAUUUUGUGUCGCUGUCUGUUCAAGGGUCUAAAAUUUAGGGAAGGGCAAUAUGCCCUAAAAAGAUUUUGUUUUCCCCCCACAAAAAUCCAAUUUCUGGUUUUAAUUGAAUCAGUUUAUUUUGUGCCUCUUUUGCUUCGAGACAAACUAAAUGAAAUGAUAAUA
Molecule: messenger RNA, 4045 nt
Organism: Phyllopteryx taeniolatus (common seadragon)
Lineage: Eukaryota; Metazoa; Chordata; Actinopteri; Syngnathiformes; Syngnathidae
Gene: nhlrc2
Product: NHL repeat containing 2
Exons: 12
Coding region: 254-2251 (665 amino acids)
Molecular function (GO): protein binding
Source: RefSeq, a predicted model, not a curated record